Messenger RNA from Periophthalmus magnuspinnatus, 5715 nucleotides. RefSeq names its product hexokinase-1-like. Gene Ontology annotation, biological process: glycolytic process; intracellular glucose homeostasis; glucose 6-phosphate metabolic process. The coding region runs from base 282 to 3041 and encodes 919 amino acids. The transcript is spliced from 18 exons. Gene Ontology annotation, molecular function: ATP binding; mannokinase activity; glucokinase activity. The record is from RefSeq and is a predicted model, not a curated record. NCBI's taxonomy places the organism in Eukaryota, Metazoa, Chordata, Actinopteri, Gobiiformes, Gobiidae. Gene Ontology annotation, cellular component: cytosol; mitochondrion.
CAGGAAGCCGGUUUCCUCGUGGGCGGGCCUUAGCGGGGCUGACCCAACCUCUAUGCGUUUCCAAGUGUGUGCGCCUGUCGCAGGGUGUACAGGCACGGCCAUCUCUUGCUUGCCUGCUUGCUCCUUUUUAACCUUGCAAACAGCUUAAUACAUCAUCCAUUGUACUGCAUCUGGACCUGUUUGUACAAUAGGGGGAUAGGGGGACUGCAGACACUUUGAAAUACAGGCUUUUUUUGGUUUAGUCUUUCUCUCUUGGCUCAUUGGACACUGACAGCUCCAGGAUGAUAGCCGCUCAGCUUCUGGCCUACUACUUCACCGAGUUGAAGGAUGAUCAGCUCAAAAAGAUCGAUAAGUACCUGUACUCGAUGCGUUUCUCUGAUGAGACACUGAAGGACCUCAUGAACCGCUUCAGGAGGGAGAUGGAGAAUGGACUCGGCCGUGACACAAACCCCACGGCCACAGUCAAGAUGCUGCCCACCUUCGUCCGCUCCAUCCCUGACGGAUCAGAGAAGGGUGACUUCAUUGCUCUGGACCUGGGUGGGUCUAACUUCAGGAUCCUCAGAGUGAAAGUGACACAGGACAAGAAGCAGCCGGUUCAGAUGGAGAGCCAGGUGUACGAUACUCCAGACGACAUCAUCCACGGCAGCGGCACACAGCUGUUCGACCAUGUGGCCGACUGUCUGGGCGACUUUAUGGAGAAACAGAAAAUCAAAGACAAGAAGCUCCCAGUGGGUUUUACCUUCUCCUUCCCCUGUGCCCAAACCAAAUUGGACGAGGCAGUUUUACUGACGUGGACAAAGAAGUUUAAGUCCAGUGGUGUUGAAGGAAUGGACGUGGUAAAGCUGCUAAAUAAAGCUAUCAAGAAGAGAGGGGAUUACCAGGCUGACAUCAUGGCUGUGGUGAAUGAUACAACAGGCACCAUGAUGACCUGUGGGUUUGACGACCAGCGCUGUGAAGUGGGAAUUAUUAUAGGUACUGGUACAAAUGCGUGUUACAUGGAGGAGCUGAGGCACAUAGACCUGGUGGAGGGGGACGAAGGCCGCAUGUGCAUUAACACAGAGUGGGGAGCGUUUGGGGACAACGGCUCCUUAGAAGACAUCCGCACAGAGUUUGACCGUGAGAUCGACCGAGGCUCCGUAAACCCAGGAAAACAACUGUUUGAAAAGAUGGCCAGUGGGAUGUACAUGGGGGAGCUGGUGCGUCUCAUUCUGGUGAAAAUGGCCAAAGAGGGACUCCUGUUUGAGGGACGCAUUACUCCUGAGCUCCUGACCAAAGGCACCAUCCAGACCAAGCACGUCUCUGCCAUCGAAAAGUCUAAGGAGGGCCUAAAGAAGUGCAUGCAGAUCCUGACCGGCUUGGGAGUGGAGCCCUCGGACGAGGACUGUCUGGCUGUACAGCACGUUUGCACCAUCGUGUCCUUCAGGUCGGCAAACCUCAUCUCAGCCUCUCUGGGCGCCAUCCUCCGCAGACUCAAAGACAACAAGGGCGUGGCCCGACUCCGUACCACUGUUGGCAUCGACGGAUCACUCUACAAGAUGCACCCACAAUACGCUCGCCGUUUGCAUAAGACUGUCCGGCGCCUGGUCCCAGACUCAGAUGUACGGUUUCUCCUCUCAGAGAGCGGCAGUGGAAAAGGCGCUGCCAUGGUAACCGCUGUGGCCUACCGCCUCACAGACCAGGCACGGCAGAUCCAGCAGACUCUGGCCGAGUUCAGGCUGAGUAAAGCACAGCUGCUGGAGGUGAAGAAGAGAAUGAGGAUCGAGAUUGAAAGAGGACUGGGCAAAAACACACACAAAGAGGCUACUGUCAAAAUGCUGCCCACGUAUGUCAGGAGUACACCAGAUGGGACAGAAAAUGGUGAUUUCCUGGCACUAGAUCUGGGAGGCACAAACUUUCGAGUGCUUUUGGUUAAGAUUCGUAGUGGAAAGCGGCGAACAGUUGAGAUGCACAACAAGAUCUACGCCAUCCCCAUAGAAGUCAUGCAGGGCACAGGAGAAGAGCUGUUUGACCACAUUGUGCACUGCAUCUCGGAUUUCUUGGAUUACAUGGGGAUGAAGAGCGCUCGUCUUCCUCUGGGCUUCACUUUCUCUUUCCCCUGUUAUCAGACUAGCCUGGAUGCUGGGAUUCUGGUGACAUGGACCAAAGGUUUCAAAGCCACAGACUGUGAAGGUGAAGAUGUGGUGGAUCUGCUCAGAGAGGCCAUUAAGAGGAAAGAGGAGUUUGAGCUGGAUGUAGUUGCCAUAGUAAACGAUACAGUGGGGACGAUGAUGACUUGUGCCUAUGAAGAGCCCACAUGUGAAGUCGGACUCAUCGCAGGAACGGGCAGUAACGCAUGCUACAUGGAGGAGAUGAGGAACAUUGAGAUGGUGGAGGGGAAUGAGGGGCGGAUGUGUGUGAACAUGGAGUGGGGAGCGUUUGGGGAUAACGGCUGUUUGGAUGACAUCCGGACCAUCUACGAUCAGUCCGUGGACGAGAACUCACUCAACGAGGGCAAGCAGAGAUAUGAGAAGAUGUGCAGUGGCAUGUACCUGGGAGAGAUAGUCAGGCAAAUUCUGAUCGAUUUGACCAAACGAGGAUUCCUAUUCAGAGGACAGAUUUCAGAGACACUCAAGACCAGGGGCAUCUUCGAGACCAAGUUCCUGUCACAGAUUGAGAGUGACCGUCUGGCCCUGCUUCAGGUGAGGGCAAUCCUACAGCAGUUGGGUCUGGACAGUACGUGUGACGACAGUAUCAUCGUGAAGGAGGUGUGUGGCACCGUGUCCCGUCGCGCAGCUCAGAUCUGUGGAGCCGGAAUGGCCGCUGUGGUCGACAAGAUCCGAGAAAACAGAGGCUUGGACCACCUGGAUGUGACUGUGGGAGUGGAUGGGACGCUCUACAAACUGCACCCACAUUUCUCACGGAUCUUUCAACAAACGGUGAAGGAGUUGGCCCCCAAAUGUGACGUGACAUUCCUGCUGUCAGAAGACGGAAGCGGGAAGGGGGCGGCUCUGAUCACUGCAGUCGGCUGUCGUCAGAGAGAGCUCGAGGCGCAGCAGCACUGAGGACUUUAAAUACACUACUAAAACUACUACUACUGUCCCAAUGUCUCCCAAUAGGACCCCGACCCACAAGUUUAAACCCCCACCACCCUCCCCUAUACCACCAAGGCUGCACAAUAUAACACUACUACUCCAGCCUCAAUCAGGAUUUAACCAGGCCUGAAUCAGAACCACAAUUAUGACCUAAACUGGUUUCACAAUUGAAAUGGUUGCCAGUUUUGAAUGAAAACAUCGAUAAGAUAUAUUAAAUGACUGAUAGCGUUAUAAUAUGCAGCCUGUAUUUCCAGAGUGUUUUCACCUUCACCUGCUGCUGUUGUAUUUCUUCCACGCACAUAUGAUCCACCACGGCCGUGACUCCGUGCCCUGCCCAGAGAGACAUGCUGCUUUAUACAAGAUUAUUGAGUGCAGUGAUGUGCAAAAGUGUACACCCUCUAGUGGAUUUAUAAUAUAUUCUGCAAAUUUGUUGUGUUAAUGCAAAACAGGAAAAACAGUGGUAAUCAGAAAAAAUAUUACUACUAAUAGGUGCACUAUGCAACUUUUCUGGUGGGGAAUCCUUUACCGACUUACCUCCAUAAAGAUGUUAUUGCAUAGUCUGGAACGUUCCACAGUAUGGCAUUGAACUCAUCUAUUUUGCAUGUAUUCAGUUGUUUUCAUGGCUAAACGUGUUGAAAAAAACAUGUGUUCGUACUGUCAGUAGGGCCACCUCACCACAGAUCUGACCCAUAACUUGGCCUCAUGUUGCAACUUGUUUGUCUCUGUGAAAAUAGAUAAGUUUAAUGUUAAAGCAAUAAAAUCUUCAUGGAGACAAGCAAAAGGCAGACCCUCCGCCCAAUGAAGUUACAUAGUGCACCUUUAAAUAAGUGUUAAUAUUAGGUAUGCAAGUUCAGUUCUUGUGACAUUUUACAGUGCAUAUUUAUAAACCUGAAAAUAUAGACAGACUAACUUUGUAGACCUAUCCUUCAAUUCUGCAAGGGUUAAACCUGGAGAAUGUGUCUAUUGAUGUGCAUAAUAUUUUAGGUUUAUGAGGAUAACUAAAAUGCCCACCUAGACACAGGGAGAGCAUAUAAACUCCACAAUAAGGCCACAGAACUGAAUCUAGGAACUUGUUGCUAACUACUCAGCAAAAGUAUUUCAUGAUUGCAAAAGCAUGACAAAUAUACCACAAUAUAAGAUAACCAGAUGGGGCAAUACUUUUCUCACCACUGUAACUAAAGUCACUGUUUAUUUAUCGCACCUUUAUGAUCUUGUUUGUUUCUACAUUUCCUUCACUGGGCUUGUUGAUAAUCACACGACUACUAGGUGUGCAAUAUAUGUGUGUACUGCUGAUUUUAUUUUUAUAUAAAGCCAGAUAAAUAUACUGUAAAUGUAUUUAUACAAUACAGCUGAGGCCUGAGUUGUGGUUUUCAAAUGGUGUCAAAUAAUUGCAUUUCUAUUUAUUUAUAAGAUAAGACAACCUUUAUUUAUUUAUUAUGGGUGAGGCAAUGUUAAUGCUAUUUCACAACAAAUACUUCUGCUACUAUAAUACAUGUAUAAAGAUAUGUCUCACCAUUUCAGGAAAUUAAAACUAUUUAAAUGAUGUUUUAGUACAGGUCUUGACCCACCAUUUGGAAACCACUUACUACUCAAGAGCUUAUAAAGUAGAAAAUACAUGCACUUUUUAUAUAUAUAUGGGAAAUUUAGGCCAAGCAGCAUUGUAAUGUAUUCUUCUAGGUAGUUCAAGGUCUCAAACUCACAAAAAGGCUUGAAAAGUCGAGUCACGGCUGAUAAAAUUCAUUGUUCACGCGAUUCGCUAAAACUACUGACGCCUCUUUGUGUAACUGUCACUGCAACUUCCACUUCUGAAUACAUGGAUAAAGGAGGGUAGAGGAAGGGAAAAAAUUCUUCUUCUUUUUUUUUUUUUACCUCAAAAUAAUAUUACUCAAGUAGAAGUAAAAGUUGUUCAAUUGUGAAAAAGCUACUACAAACUGCUAUUUACUAGUACUGAGUAAUAGUUUGACAAAUCAUCAAUGGGCAAGCUCUGUGCUUUCAGUUUGCAUGGGCAGUCUGAAUGUAGUUUUAUAAGGUAGACAACACGAAAAAAUGAAUGAAGGUGUAUGCAUUUAGAAACUUUUUUUUGUUUUUGUUUAAGGUGCACAGCAUUUGAACAACAUAUAGGCCUAUGUGAAAUUUAGAUGUGAGUAGAAUAGUUGAUAAGUAGUAUUGAGUAUUGUUACUUCAAAUAUUUUAUAACAUUACUCAGAGAAAAUAAAAAAGAAACAUUGUAAGUAAUAAAUUCUACUAAUUUACAUAGAUCAUUACAUAAACAAGUAAAUGUAAAUGAUUACUAGUACUCAAAAAAAACAACAACUCAUCAGCAGUAUUGUUUUGAAAGAGAAUUGGACUCAAGUAGAAAUAUUGUGUUAGAACUUGCCUACUGUUAAGAGUUCACAUUAUUUUGAAACGAUUGACUCAAAUAAUUGUAAUUCAUCCCUAUCCUCCUCUGUUCAUGGUGCACUCCAUUCUGCUUCCCCCAUUUACAGAGGUAGAACAAAAAGGCCCUAUAGUGGAGGUAUUUUAGUAUAUUAUUAACCUGUUGCUAAUUGUGAAUUUUUGAUGUUGUGAUGACGUCCACUACUUCUACUCAUUGUAAACGUGCAAAAGAAUAAAUGGAGCCCCCUUGUGUUGAGCGGAAAUUUGA